AUAGGCAUUGUUAAUCUCAAAUUACUUUAUGUAUGUUGAUAUAUAAGAGAAAUUAACUACCUCUAUACCUUUUCGAAUUGUGACAGGCGACGCUCCCCGUUUUCUCACUCCAACCGGAUCGGGCCAUCUUGAUUGUGUUCGUGAGUCUUCGCAUAACUCGAAAGAGAGAGAAGAACAGAUCCAUCUGUGUCAUUCUUUUGAUUUCAGCAACAAAGCAGAGCGAGGUCCUUGCUUGCUUCACGAUUGAUUGCUAUCAAAUCCAUACCUUUCUGUCAUUAUUCAAUUAAGAGAUCUUGGGUGGUGUGUUGUUGUGUCAUUUUGUCUGUGGUAAAUAAAUAAAUAAAAUACUACCAUGAAGGCCACACCGAUUGCCGUCAGUUUGUUUCUGGCCCAUGCUGUGAGCAUUCCCUUUGUGGGUGCGUUUACUCCUUCCACUGCCAUUUGGAAGACCACCACAAGCACAAAUUCCAUCAUCAGUCCUACCCCUCAAUGGCUGUCCAACUCAUCUACCAAGCUGUUUGCUGGAUUUCUGGGCAUGGACAAAUCAUCCUCCAAAGACGAUGAUGACGAUGAAGACGAGGAUGAUUAUGACGACGAUGACGAAGAGGAAGAUGACGAUAUGGAAUUGGCCGGUAGUUACUCGGGUGCCAAGUCUCCCUUUACCGGUUUGAAGCUCGAUCCGUGGGAUCCCAAUCCCAUCAUCAAGCCUCGUCCUUCUCGGUAUUUCAAGAGCGAAGACAAGGAGGAAUUAUUGAAAAGCCGCGCGAGUGACGAGCAACUCACGCAGACCAUGUCACCCGAAGAACGCAAGGAAAAUCUCACCGUCAUGCGACAAGUGCGCAAAAAUGAUUUGCCCGAUCUCCGAAUGCGCAAGGAUCACGCUGGAUGGGUCGAAGCCAAUAAUGACAUGAAGCGCCGGUACGAGCGGGAUCCUUGGUUUGCCAUCAACGAACGACUUCGUGAUGCCAUUCAAUUGGGAGAUCCCGAGGAAGAGAUUAACUAUUUGAAAAAGUUGGCCGAAAAGGUCGGUGGACCACCACCCGGUAUUACCAUUGGCCAGAAGGGAUAUGCCGUGCACACGGAAAUUUACGACAUUGGGAUUAGUCCGUCUCGUGCCGCGGCCGUCUUGGAGCGAGAAAUCCGGCAAGAUCGAGCGGCCCGUGGACGGGCCAUGAUGGCGGAACGAUCAAAAAAUAUCGAAAAGGAAAAGCGCCAGUACGAAGAAGAUAUGCGCAAUCCUGGAUUGAGAGAAGACCGAGAAGCCAAGGAACGACGAGAACGGGUCAUGCGACGACUCAUGGAUGAAAUUGAAGAAGACAACAAGAAGAAGCGUGAUCGGGCCAAGGAAAUCUUGGGAAAGCUACCGGAAGAACCCGAGAAUCGAACCAAGAGUAUGGAAAAAGCACUCGAAGAAGCACGGGAAGAAGUCAAGAAGGUCCGUCGCAAGCAAUUGGGACAGUCGGGUGAGUCCUCUGCCGUCACUCCCAGCAGUAGCAGCAGCACCAGUGACGCGGAUUCGGGCGAGAAAUCCAGUGCCGACAAGGCGCGAGAAGCGGCCGCUGCCGAAGCUUCGGGUGGACGUCCUCGUCUUCCAGGCGAUAGCGAUGUCACGCAAGGAGAUCUGGCUGAUCUCAAAAUUGAAUCGUCGUCCACCACCACCACGGGACCGUUGGAAGUGGAAGUGUCGUCGGUCUACAACAAGGAACAAUCCGAUCCUCCCAUGCGCAAGCAUUGUUUCCAGUACACUAUCCGCAUCACCAAUAAUUCUCCCACCGACACCAUUCAGCUCUUGGGACGUCGAUUCGAAAUUCAGACCGUCGGAUCCAGCAUGAAAGAUGUCGUGCAGGGGGAAGGUGUCACGGGAAGAACUCCCGUUUUGAAACCUGGCGAAGUCUUUGAGUACACGUCGACUGCCCCUCUCAGUGUGCGACCCAUUGGGACCACCAUUAUUGCGGCUCGCAUGAAGGGAGAAUACCGAUACGUAACCCUCAAGGACGGACAGGAUACCGCCACGGAAGCACAGAUUGAAGCGGGUGGUGAAGCCACCGCCGAAUUGGGAAUGUUCCAUUUCAUUUUCCCCGAUGAUCAGCGUGUGCAACCCUUUAGCAGGGCCGAUGACGAUGAGGAGGAGGAAGAAGAGGAUGAUGACGACGAGGACGAUGCAGUUGAGGCCAGUGCCCCGGCUCCAGCCGCCACGAAGCCCGCCACGACACCUUCGGCGGCUCCUGCCUCGACGUUGCCCGGAGAUGCCGAUAUGAAGACGGGUGAUAUUACCGCCAAAUUGAAUGAUUCCUCGGAGGAAGUGACGGAAGAUAUUCGUGUCCAGGUGACGUCGUCUUACAGACCCGAACGAUCGGAUUCAUCCUUGGACAAGCACUGCUUUGCCUACAAUAUACGCAUUACCAACGAAUCCGAGAAGGCGAUCCAAUUGGUGUCGCGUCGUUUUGAGAUUCAGACCAUUGGCAGCUCCAACAAGGACGUGGUGCAAGGACCAGGUGUCACUGGGCGCCAACCAGUGUUGAAGUCUGGCGAGAGUUUUGAGUAUACCAGCACAGCUCCCUUGAGUGUCAAGCCCAAAUUGGACAAGACACCGGCGGUAGCACGCAUGCAAGGAGAAUACAACUUCGUCGUUUUGGGCGAUGAUGGAUCAACACCCUUGAGUUCCACGCCUCUGCAGGCCAAGCUCGGAAUGUUCCACUUUGUGCUACCUGCUUUGGAUAUUGCUUAAUUUAAAACAGCUACCGUACUGUAGUGGAGUCAGGAAAUAAAUGAUGAAUUGAAUAUAUGAUGGAAAUGAAGAAGAAGAAAGGAAGGUAAGGGACAACGAGGAGCCACACACAACAAGCCAACCAGUUGUUUGAUUGACGGAGCACCGAUACUACCUGGUACUGCCCAAUAGAUUAAUUAAUUGAUGCCAAUAAACAUAAUU
Molecule: messenger RNA, 2929 nt
Organism: Seminavis robusta
Lineage: Eukaryota; Bacillariophyta; Bacillariophyceae; Naviculales; Naviculaceae
Source: the annotation of a GenBank genome assembly